Aspergillus glaucus CBS 516.65 is the source of this 2600-nucleotide messenger RNA. Its product is annotated as putative serine/threonine protein kinase. The coding region runs from base 337 to 2289 and encodes 650 amino acids. The transcript has a single exon. Gene Ontology annotation, biological process: protein phosphorylation. Lineage: Eukaryota; Fungi; Ascomycota; Eurotiomycetes; Eurotiales; Aspergillaceae. The record is from RefSeq and is a predicted model, not a curated record. Gene Ontology annotation, molecular function: ATP binding; protein kinase activity.
CUCUUCUCUUGGUUUUCUCGGUGUUUCUCUAUCAAGGUCUUUGGGAAAUUGCAGACCUGACUCUUCUCUUCUAAUCAUAUCAUCAGCCUGGUUGCUUGUUUUGACUACUUUGAUUUUGUCAUUUAUUUUCUCUUCUUCGGCCUUUUUUUACUUCUCCUGAGCGUUUACAAAUUCCUUUGCUUUUUCAUUUUACAUCAGGGCCUGCAUCAUCUCAACAAACCCCGCCCCCUACAUACGCAUCUUUUCUCCCUAUUUUACCGGACAGAUUCGUCACCUUUCUCUUCGGGUUACAUUUCUCUCUGUGUGUGAUCAUCAUCAUCAUCAUCAUCAUCGACCAUGGCAUCCAUGAAGAACAAGUUCGUCGCCGGGCAGAUCUUGGAUGGUCGCUUCCGGACCGUGGCGCCAUUGAACCAUGGCUCCUUUGGCAUGGUAUUUGUUGCAAACGACAACCAAACCGGUCAGGAAGUUGCCAUCAAGUGCAUUGCCAAGGCGUCCUCCACGGAUACUAUGGGCCCCUUGUCUGUCGAUGGUCGCUUCGAAGAGCUGGAGUGCCAUCGCCGCCUCCCACAUCAUCCCAACCUGGUUAACCUCAUUCACUCCUUCGAGACUGACUCACAUGUUUACUUGGUCUUGGAGUACUGCGCCAACGGUGAUCUGUACGAGGCUAUCCGGCUCAACCGGGGUCCCUUGGAGACCGAGCAUGUGCGUGACUUUAUGCUGCAGUUGGUCAGUGCCAUCGAGUUCUUUCAUGCCAACGGCAUGUACCAUCGCGAUAUCAAGCCAGAGAACAUUUUCUUGACGCAGGACGGUUCAAUGAAACUUGGUGAUCUGGGCUUGGCUACUCGCAAUUCCUGGUGUCAUGAGGCGUGCGUUGGCAGUGACCGUUACAUGGCUCCCGAACAGUACGACCCGGGGACCACUGGGUACUCUCCCGCUAAAGCCGAUCUUUGGGCAGUGGGCAUUUGCUUGCUCAAUGUUCUGUUUGCACGCAACCCCUUCGCCAUGCCCGCUGAGCUCGAUGUCUUGUUCUCCGACUACGUUCGGGACCGACAGUCGCUUUUCGACAUCUUCCCCAACAUGUCUCAAGAUACCUUUGAGAUCCUGAGACAUGCCUUGGCGCUCGACCCUGAAAAGCGUUCGCUGUCUGCCAUCCGUGAAAGCAUCUUGCGUUCCCUCUCUUUCGGCACGGACGAUGAGCCUCUUGACGAAUUCUGCACCGACGACCGCGAGGUGGUGCCCGCCAGCGCCAACCGCGAGCCGCUCCGGACGCCUUCCAUCCAGAGCCCGCACGUCAACCAGGGAGAUUCAUUCCCUUGGGCCAAGGCGUUGCAUGCGAGCCCCCUUCAACCCGUCAGACAGCUGUCUGCCAUUCCCGACAACGACAGCUAUUCCGAAGAUCUCUUCCCUGCUUCCGAGACGGCUGGCACCUCUUGGUAUUCGCUUCAUCAGGGAACUCCCUCAGUGGAGUCCGUUCUGGAUUCCACCUUGGGAGAAUCGUACAAGUCGGCUACUCUUCACAAACCGACCACCACUCAACACUACCCACCACCUUCCGACCCAGUCCCGAUCACUGGCUCAUUGCCCAGCCAUGCAAACAAGCGACUUCCAACGCUCUCCAUGGUGUUUGGGCGCAACAAGAACGACCAAAUCUCGAAGAGCUGGUGCGAUCUGUGGGAUGAGGAAGAAGAGGAGGAAUCGGAGAACGAGGAUUGGAUGGUUUUCCAGCAACAACAGGAGCACAAUCCACGAAACUGGAGCCAUGAGAGCCGUGACGUGGACAGUGGCGUGGACAUCCAAACCGAUUUGCAGGAAUCUGCUUCCUCCAUGACUCUUCAUCCUUCCCAAGACGACAACAAGGGCGCCGUCGCUCCCUUGGGAGACUCCAAGUCUGGUGUGGUGACCGUGGAGCCGGUCGACAUCCACCGCGAGCCUACUCCUUUGAAGGAGACCACGACGUCUCCCCCCAAGAAGUCACUUCUUGACAAAUGGGCAGCGCUAGGCGACAAACGUCGGGACGCCAAGGCUCGGGAGGAAUCGUUCGGCCAGAAGAGAUCGACAAACAACUGCACCAGUUGGAGAAGAGAUUGGGGUCUUGGCUCCUCCGGGUUUGACUACAAAGCGUGGGCACGGAAAGCAACCCCCACCUUCCACGAACGUCGUCCAUUCUUACAAAAGGACUGGCGCCGUGAGGCUCCGGACACCUCCAAGCCGCGACCGCCCAGCGGAUACGACGGCAGUGUCGAUGAAGAUCUCGACCUGGUUGGUGGCUGGCACGAGCUCCACCUAUAACCACCCCCCCUCCUACCUCUCCUCUUGGUCGCUGUCUACCACGUGUUUCAAGUCAACCCUAUAAUGUUGUUCCAUUCCAAUCGGUUUACCUAAGGAGCGAAACUUAAAACAGAAGAAGAUACGCCAGUUUUUAAUUUUGAAGAAAAGGGAAAAAGCAAGUUCAGUUUAUAUACAGUUUUUCUUUUCCGGUUUGGGUGCAACGGUCCCAACUUUGUGUGCUAUCUAUCGGUCGAUUCAUGGAUUGUCUCUGCGCGACGCUCCUGAUAUUCUGUUUUAAUCUUCCCGCUUUUUUUUUUUUUUUUUUUUUUUUU